GAGGAAUGAGUUAGGUCCCGGUUGUGGGAUUUUUUUUUUUUUUUAAGUCAGACACAGACACAGCUGUUGAGCAAAAUGCAGACUCCACAGAAAACCCAAAGCCUCAGACCCUUCAAGCAGAGGAAGAGUUUAGCAACCAGACAAGAGGAAGUUGCUGGAAUCCGGGCAAAGUUCCCAAACAAGAUCCCGGUGAUAGUGGAGCGCUACUCCAGGGAGAAGUUCCUGCCUCCUCUGGACAAGACCAAGUUCCUGGUCCCGCAGGAGCUGACCAUGACCCAGUUCCUCAGCAUCAUCCGGAGCCGCCUGGUCCUCGGGGCCACUGAAGCCUUUUACUUGCUGGUGAACAACAGGAGCCUGGUCAGCAUGAGUGUGACCAUGGCAGAAGUCUACAGAGACUACAAGGAUGACGACGGCUUUGUGUAUGUGACCUACGCCUCCCAGGAGAUGUUUGGCUGCUCGGGGUCAGCGCGGACCCUGCCAUACUCUCUAGUGCGUGUCAAGAGCCAGUCCUCUAACCUGCGGAGGGACGGACCGCCUCCUGUGUGUGUGGCGGGCGGUCCAGGGAGCAGGGCUGCGCCUCAGUGA
Messenger RNA from Odobenus rosmarus divergens (Pacific walrus), 585 nucleotides. RefSeq names its product microtubule-associated protein 1 light chain 3 gamma (gene MAP1LC3C). Gene Ontology annotation, cellular component: autophagosome membrane; autophagosome; cytosol. The coding region runs from base 76 to 585 and encodes 169 amino acids. Gene Ontology annotation, molecular function: ubiquitin protein ligase binding. Gene Ontology annotation, biological process: macroautophagy; cellular response to nitrogen starvation; autophagosome assembly. The transcript has 4 exons. Lineage: Eukaryota; Metazoa; Chordata; Mammalia; Carnivora; Odobenidae. The record is from RefSeq and is a predicted model, not a curated record.